This is a messenger RNA of Physella acuta, 1749 nucleotides long. Its product is annotated as tubulin alpha-1 chain. Gene Ontology annotation, biological process: microtubule-based process. Gene Ontology annotation, molecular function: GTP binding; structural constituent of cytoskeleton. The record is from RefSeq and is a predicted model, not a curated record. NCBI's taxonomy places the organism in Eukaryota, Metazoa, Mollusca, Gastropoda, Physidae. Gene Ontology annotation, cellular component: microtubule.
AUAAUGGUGGCCGGGGCCGCGCCACCUCGCGAGCCUAUAAAAGCCGGCGCACCAUCACGUAACACACUUCCUCUCACCUAGACUCCUCAAGUCGCACUGAGAGUUUGAAACAGCCGUGUUAAUUCUCAUUUGAUCACGUUUUAAAACAAAACAACAAAAUGCGUGAGUGUAUCUCUGUUCAUGUCGGUCAGGCUGGAGUGCAGAUGGGCAAUGCCUGCUGGGAACUGUACUGCUUGGAACAUGGAAUUCAGCCUGAUGGACAAAUGCCUUCAGACAAAACAAUUGGUGGUGGAGAUGACUCAUUUAACACAUUCUUCAGUGAAACAGGAUCUGGCAAGCAUGUCCCCAGAGCAAUAUUUGUUGAUUUGGAGCCUACUGUUGUUGAUGAAGUACGUACUGGUAUAUACAGGCAACUGUUUCACCCAGAGCAGCUGAUAACUGGUAAAGAAGAUGCAGCAAAUAACUAUGCUCGUGGUCAUUACACAGUGGGGAAGGAACUCAUUGAUCUAGUGCUUGAUCGGAUAAGGAAACUGGCUGAUCAAUGCACUGGUUUACAAGGUUUUCUAAUUUUUCACAGCUUUGGUGGAGGCACUGGGUCAGGUUUCACUUCUCUUCUCAUGGAACGUCUCUCAGUGGAUUAUGGGAAAAAAUCCAAACUGGAAUUUUCUGUUUACCCAGCUCCACAGGUGUCUACUGCUGUUGUUGAGCCUUACAAUUCAAUUUUGACAACUCACACCACAUUGGAACAUUCAGACUGUGCAUUUAUGGUGGACAAUGAAGCCAUUUAUGACAUAUGCCGUAGAAACCUUGACAUUGAACGACCAUCCUACACCAACUUGAACCGCCUGAUUGGUCAAAUUGUCUCCUCCAUUACAGCUUCCCUGAGAUUUGAUGGUGCUCUAAAUGUGGAUUUGACAGAAUUCCAGACCAACUUGGUGCCAUAUCCACGUAUCCACUUCCCCCUAGCUACUUACGCUCCGGUUAUUUCUGCUGAGAAGGCCUAUCAUGAACAAUUGUCAGUAGCUGAGAUCACAAAUGCUUGUUUUGAACCUGCCAACCAAAUGGUGAAGUGUGAUCCUCGACAUGGAAAAUACAUGGCCUGCUGCAUGUUGUAUCGUGGAGAUGUGGUUCCCAAGGACGUCAAUGCAGCUAUUGCCACAAUCAAAACAAAGCGCACUAUCCAAUUUGUGGACUGGUGUCCAACUGGAUUCAAGGUUGGCAUUAACUACCAACCUCCAACAGUCGUGCCUGGUGGUGACUUGGCCAAAGUACAAAGGGCAGUAUGUAUGCUUAGCAACACAACUGCCAUUGCUGAGGCCUGGGCUAGACUUGAUCACAAGUUUGACCUCAUGUAUGCUAAGAGGGCUUUUGUCCACUGGUAUGUUGGUGAGGGAAUGGAAGAGGGUGAGUUCUCUGAGGCCCGAGAAGAUUUGGCUGCCUUAGAAAAAGACUAUGAGGAGGUUGGUGUUGAUUCAGUUGAGGCUGAAGAAGGUGAAGAGGGAGAAGAAUACUAGAGGAACCAAGAUGUUGUUUUAGAAGAAACAAUUUUGACCAAAAAUCUACAAUUAUGCCAAGGACAUUUUUAAAAAUAAUUACAUUUUUUUUAUGCUGUCCAAAAAAUGUUUUCCUACCAAAUUUGCAUUUAAUUAGCAUUCCACAUUGUUGUUUUGUUUUGAAUAGAAUCAAAAUGGAAAUUUUGUUUACAGUCAAAAAGCUUGGCACAAAUAAAAGCAAAUUUUAAAACUAAAA